GUUCCAGUCGCGGUCGCCCGAGCCAGGUAAAGCGGAGCUCGGCGGGCGAGCGAGCGCGCGAUCCGAGAGGGCGUGACUCGCGAUCCCCGGGGGUCCGACCCGGCCUUUCCGGCUUCCUUGUGUCCCUGCAGAUUCCCAGCCAUGGGCAACACGAGCAGCGAGCGCGCCGCGCUGGAGCGGCAGGCGGGCCACAAGACGCCGCGGAGGGACAGCUCCGGGGGCGCCAAGGAUGGGGACAGGCCCAAGAUCCUCAUGGACAGCCCUGAAGACGCCGACAUCUUCCACUCCGAAGAGAUCAAGGCUCCAGAGAAAGAGGAAUUCCUGGCCUGGCAGCACGACCUGGAAGCGAAUGAUAAAGCCCCCGCCCAGGCCCGGCCCACCGUGUUUCGAUGGACAGGGGGUGGAAAGGAAGUCUACUUGUCUGGGUCCUUCAACAACUGGAGCAAGCUUCCCCUCACGAGAAGCCAGAAUAACUUUGUAGCCAUCCUGGACCUGCCUGAAGGAGAGCAUCAGUACAAGUUCUUCGUGGAUGGACAGUGGACCCAUGAUCCUUCUGAGCCAAUAGUAACCAGCCAGCUUGGCACAGUUAACAACAUCAUUCAAGUGAAGAAAACUGACUUUGAAGUAUUUGAUGCUUUAAUGGUGGAUUCCCAAAAGUGCUCCGAUGUGUCUGAGCUGUCCAGCUCGCCCCCAGGACCCUACCACCAGGAGCCUUACAUGUCUAAACCAGAAGAGAGGUUCAAAGCCCCGCCCAUCCUCCCGCCACACCUGCUGCAGGUCAUCUUGAACAAGGACACGGGCAUCUCUUGUGACCCAGCACUGCUUCCGGAGCCCAACCACGUCAUGCUGAACCACCUCUAUGCACUCUCCAUCAAGGAUGGAGUGAUGGUGCUCAGUGCAACACACCGGUACAAGAAAAAGUAUGUCACCACCCUCCUCUACAAGCCGAUAUGAGGGAAUGAGAGGCAGCCAUGGACCACAGGGAUGGCAGGCGGUGCUGGGCUCUCCGUGUGCAUGCACAUCCUCACUCACUCUGGGACAUCUCACCCACCCUAGUCCUCCUUGAAGGUCUGUCCAGGCAUAGCCAAAAAUAGGGAUGGCACGGCCGCCUGCAGCCCCAGCAUCGCAGUGCACGAGGCUUUGUGCUCUACGCAUCAUCCCCUCUGCUGGCCAGAGAUGUCUACAGCCAGACCCGAACCUGGGGAGCAGGGACAGAAGCCACACAGAAGUCCUCAUCAUCGUUUGCCUCCGUGAGGCCGCUGGCCUGUCCCUGGUGAGGCCUGGCUGGGGAGGAAAGCAGUGUUGGGUCUUGCCUGUCCUUCUGAAUCAAAGCAGUAGAUUGUAGAUCCUAUGGAAAUUCAGUGUCUGAUUUCCGGAUGCAGCUUUGCAAUCGUUUCCCGACACUGUGUGCACUAAGACCUCUUUAACCAGAGUGGCUGGCUGGCCACUCCUACGUAAGGCAAUAAGUCACCAGGAUGAGACUAGAGAUCAUGUGACUACACUCAGCAAUAAUCACUCUCAAGACAGACUUCAAACCCCACUGCCAUUUCUCCAUUAAGCCAGAUGAUCCUGAGGACCGACCACUGCAGAAAGUCGGCUACACCUUAUUUCAGUUGCAAUGUUGGCCACAUUACCAUGGCAACCUGGUCGAAGCACCCACCCUCCUUUUAGUUCCAGCAUGUGCUCCUCAGCUGGGGACCUGCAUCUCUAGUGAGCAGAGAGUAUCACGGUGGUUGCUGUUGCUUGUUCCAAAAGAAGAGCUCGGAACCCUACAGCAGACUGCUGGGUUUCCAGCAGGGGAGCAGGAAUGAACCUAUCUUAUACUCCAUCUGGUUUCCAUGGUGACAUCACAGCUGUGCCCAUUGGGACAAGGUCCUGUCACCUGUCAGCAGAGGCAGGCACAGUAUUUGGUUAAGCCUGAGUUUUGGGUACCUUUUGUUACUGUUUUCAAAACCCUGACUUGCUCUUAUCUUGAUGUACAAGUUUCAAUAAAGCUUUGUAAAAAUUA
Mus musculus (house mouse) is the source of this 2008-nucleotide messenger RNA. RefSeq names its product protein kinase, AMP-activated, beta 1 non-catalytic subunit (gene Prkab1). Bases 142 to 954 code for a protein of 270 amino acids. Gene Ontology annotation, cellular component: protein-containing complex; nucleus; cytoplasm. The transcript has 7 exons. Gene Ontology annotation, biological process: cellular response to nutrient levels. The record is from RefSeq and is marked validated. Lineage: Eukaryota; Metazoa; Chordata; Mammalia; Rodentia; Muridae. Gene Ontology annotation, molecular function: protein kinase binding; AMP-activated protein kinase activity.